ACAGAGAAUCAAUAAAACCUUCGACUUAUGACUAAUACUCAUAUGUUGUGUCAUAACUGUGAAGAAAAUUAAAAACUUCCUUAAACUGUAAUUUAAAUAUAGAGAAUGGAUUAGUGAUCUACUCGUUGAACCGUACAAAUCAAUGAGUUUUAUGAAUGACCGGGGAUUUUCAAUAAUGAAUUUUCUAUAAAUAUAAUUUUGUAAUGAAUCUCAAGGAAAACGAAACAAUACGUGGCAAAUAAAUGAUUAUAAAUGGAUGCAUCAACCGAUAAAAAGUUAGACUCCGGCAUUAGUGUUUCUUUUGACAGCUUAUGCCAGUGUGAUUCAGAGAGCACAAAUUCCAUACUUCAAAAUAUGUGUCUAUCAGGUUCACUCGGCAAUCAAACACAGAACUGCGGAAAUUAUUGGAGAGCUGAUGAUUGCGCUUCGGAAGUUGCAGUUAACUUAAAAGACCAUCUUUCACUGGAACUCCAAUUAAUAGAUAGAAAUGAAACUUCACAUUUAGAAAACGAAAACUACAUGAGCAAAUCGAAAGAGUGUAAACAAACGAAGACAGUGGUUAAAACCAAGGACAGUAGGAAAUGUAUGACGGUCACUCAGGUCAGUGCAGUAAAUUCUGAUCUUGCACCAGAUGUAGUCAUAUAUCAGCGCCAUCAAAAAGUUCUUGCGUUCGGAAAACGAUUCCAUGUAAGUGUUAUCUACAAAGAUAAUGACAUAGUGUCCAGCCAUGUGACUAAUCUCGUUAAUGAUCUAGAGAGUCUAGGUUUCCUUUGCUAUUACAAAUGUCGAGAUUUUAUUCCAGGUCAAAGGUAUCCAAAAACAAUAGUUCAGUCUUUUGAGCAAAGUAUGAAAAUUCUAAUAAUUUUAACAGAAGCAUUUAUGGAAAGCGAUAAAUGUCAAUAUGAAUUGGAUUUAGCUUUAGAGGAAUGUUUCAGUCGAGGCGAGGAUGGAGAUCGUAACGUUAUUAUCCCAUGUCGUUUAGAACAAUGUAAAGUUCCUAGAACUUUAAAACCAUUCCAAGUUUUAGAUAUUUUGGGGAACAAGGAAUCCUGGUGGAACCACCUUAUUAAUUCAAUUGAGCAGAGUUCAGAUUAUAUUAUAAAGAAACAAUCACAAGAUGAAACCGAGUUUUCAGAAUUAGAAGUAGUUGGUACAAAAUUUCUUUCCAGACUUAGAAAAUCUAAAAUGGACGAAGUUGUCUACUUCUUAGCUAAACCUGUUGCAUAUGACCUAUUUCAUUUCUUAAACCAGUGCAAUGAUUUUAGAUUCUUUUUUUCUGCCAUGAGAACAUUAGGAAUAGAAAUUAAAGAUAGUACAGUGCUUGUCUCUAUGAAAACUUUAAAAGAUUUUGUCAGUCGUCCUUAUUAUAUAGCACACAUAUUUAAAGAAAAUAUGCAAAAACAAAAGAAUAAAGUUUCAAAAGUUGGUCUGAUUGUGUAUGACAUGGAAGAUUUAAUGUUGCGUAAAAAUUCAGACGAAGUCAAACAAUUCAACGAAAUUGUACGAACAACAUUAAAUGCAAACGAAACUUAUGAUCAUUUCGGAAGAGGUGUUGUUUAUUCCAUGGAAGGAAUUCCAAAAUCCCGAGCAAUCCGAAAUGAAUGUAGAAUGCUUAUUCACGACGCGGUGGUUGAACCGCCAGUAACAAAACCAAAAUAUCCACAGUUUGACACAUACGAAGCCAGACUUAAGACAUUUAGAUAUUAUCCUACAUCUGUUAAACCUACAAAAGAAGAAUUUGCUGACGCUGGAUACUUUUGUGCAGACGACGGAGUAGUUUUUCGAUGUUUCUAUUGCAAUGCCGCAGAUUGGGAUUUCAAACCUGACGAGGAACCAUGGGUUCGUCAUGCUAAAUAUUACUAUCAUUGUCCAUUCGUUUUGUCAACAAAGGGACAGGAAUUUGUAAAUCGCUGUCGUUUUGACGGAACUAUCCGUCAAGGCAUGUAUAAUCCAGAUUUUGAAAAACUACACUCGAGAAUAAAUUCGUACGUUAACUGGGAUAUUGCCAAUGCCCCUGAUCCAAUACUACUGGCUGAAGCAGGAUUUUACUUUACUCACAUUGAAGACAAAGUCGCAUGCCACAUGUGUGGACAUGGACUGCGUAAUUGGCAGAUAUCAGACGAUCCAUGGCAUAAACACGCUCUUUGGUCACCUAACUGUAAGUUUCUGAAAAACAAUAAGACAAAAGAUUAUAUCCAAGCAGCAAGGAGAGACAGAAAACAAUUCUAUUUGGAGAAAGAAAGAUGCUUGAUCACAUAUACCCUUAGAAAACGAGAAGUUACCAAAAUAGGUUAAUCAUGAUCCCUAAAACAAUUUUGUGUAAAACUGAAGUUGCAGUAGCCUUCUUCCUUCCAAUCACAACAUUAGCCGCAAAAGUGAAUAAUUACAUGAGUUAGCUAUUUAUAUAGUAGAGCAAAAAUAUCUGUUAAUUUGAGGCAUCAUGUUUAAAGUAGCUCGGUGUUAAGAAAUAAAACAUUAUCAUUGUA
This is a messenger RNA of Mytilus californianus (California mussel), 2486 nucleotides long. RefSeq lists its product as uncharacterized. The coding region runs from base 253 to 2295 and encodes 680 amino acids. The transcript has 2 exons. Gene Ontology annotation, biological process: signal transduction; regulation of cell cycle. The record is from RefSeq and is a predicted model, not a curated record. Lineage: Eukaryota; Metazoa; Mollusca; Bivalvia; Mytilida; Mytilidae. Gene Ontology annotation, cellular component: nucleus; cytoplasm; spindle microtubule.